Messenger RNA from Ostrinia nubilalis (European corn borer), 772 nucleotides. It is a transcript of the gene CPG6, whose product is annotated as glycine-rich protein-like. The record is from RefSeq and is a predicted model, not a curated record. The transcript has 4 exons. Lineage: Eukaryota; Metazoa; Arthropoda; Insecta; Lepidoptera; Crambidae. Bases 56 to 523 code for a protein of 155 amino acids.
AGCCUGUCAUCAGUCAGUCAGUGUUCAGUGCUGUGCAACUACCUAAACAUACAACAUGAAAUUUUUGAUCGUAGCCGCUCUUGCCAUAGCCGCCGUGUGCGCGGAAGAAGCCAAGAAGACAGAGAAGCGAGGACUAGCCGGGCUCGGCUACGGAGGCCUCGGCUACGGCGGCCACGGCGUCGGCUAUGACGGCUACGGCUACGGAGGCGGCUUGGGAUACGCUGGAGGCCUCGGCUAUGGCGGUCUUGGAUAUGGUGGAUACGCAGCUGCCCCAGUGGUCAGCAAGGUAGCGUACACAACCAACCACGGUCUCGGCUACGGCGGCUAUGGCAACGGCCUCGGCUACUCCGGCCUCGGCGGCUAUUCUGGCCUUGGCUACGGCGGUAACGGCUACUACGGCGGCCACGGCUACUACGGCGGCCCCGCUGUCAGCUACGCCAACCAGGUCGCCUACCCCGGCUACGGCGGCUACGGAGGCUACAGCCACGGCCUCGGCGGACUUGGCUACUACGGACAUCACUAAACAAUCGACUAAAAAAAGUGUUCUUCAAAUUAAUUCUAAUACUCAACUAUAAAUCAAAUUACACUGCCACGUAACUUAUUUACUAAAUGCACGAUCUUUGGCCGGCUGCGUUUUAAUGGGCUUAAAUCAACAAAUAUCUCAAGAUCGUCACAGCUGGCCAAGGGUAGUCUCGAAACGAACACUAUUUUAUACAACGAAUUGUACGAGCUUUGUAAAUAUUAUAUGAAUAUACGAUAAUGUAAAGUACUA